UGAUUAGUGAAUCAUUCCAAUUUCCGUCAUCCUUCGAAUUGCAUUUGUACGUGGGCGUGAAUAGGGCUUAACUUUUUCGGAAGAAAUAUUUACGAAGUAAUUUACAUAUUUGCCAAAUGGCGGGACAAGUUGAAAACGGUGAAAUUAUCUCUCUAGAAGAGCAGAAUCUCCUGUACCAGGAAGCUGUAGAAACAAUAGCUCAAGUCGAAGAGACGCUGACAACUUGGCGACGUUAUCUCAUCUGUCCGUUCGAGAUUAGGAAGCGGAACGAGGAUUCAAAAUAUGAAAUGGUUUCCUGGUCGGGAAGGGCGGUGAUAUCCACCCUAAUUCUGUUGAUUGGGACGGUGAGCCACGUGGGGAGCGCAUUGGGCAGGAUUUAUUUGGCCAUGGUGGAAGGGGUUGACUUGGACGAUCUCUUAUGGUUGGCCUUUUCCGUGGGGUCGGCCGUGGUGGUGGUCAAGUUCGUGUACAGCGUCACCAUCGGGAGGGCGUACUGGUUGGAAGUGAUGACUUAUUUGGACGAGUUGGCCGAAUCUAUGAAACCCAAGGAGGACUGAGAAACAAAUUUGGAGUGAUUGCCAAAAACUAAUUUUUGAGAUUUGAUUUUAGAAAUACAAAUGGAAAUAAAAUAAAUUUAUU
Molecule: messenger RNA, 639 nt
Organism: Folsomia candida
Lineage: Eukaryota; Metazoa; Arthropoda; Collembola; Entomobryomorpha; Isotomidae
Exons: 2
Coding region: 117-557 (146 amino acids)
Source: RefSeq, a predicted model, not a curated record